This is a messenger RNA of Closterium sp. Naga37s-1, 1158 nucleotides long. The record is from the annotation of a GenBank genome assembly. NCBI's taxonomy places the organism in Eukaryota, Viridiplantae, Streptophyta, Zygnematophyceae, Desmidiales, Closteriaceae.
AUGAGAGCGAGUAUGGCAGGGGCAGGACUGGAGGAGGAGGGGAGGGGGAGGGAUGGACGGGAUGAUGUCAGCGGUGACAUCAGCGAUGAGAGGGCUGCUGCUUUGCAGAGGCUGAGGGAGGAAAUUUCCGAGAAGCAGGGGAAGAUGCGGGCGCUGUGUGAUGAGAAGGUCAUUCUGGCACAGCAAGUGAGCGCACUGGUGAGCGUGUGGGCUCAGUUUGAACCAGGAGCUGCAGCACUUGCCUGUCCCUCUGUGUUCCCGUGUCUAUCCGUUUGCAUCCCCAUUUAUCCAUUCCUCUCCUUCGCUUUUCCACCCCAGCUGGAGAGCCACCUGCGCAGUUUGAACCAGGAGCUGCAGCACUUUUCGGAGGACCUCAAGCAAGACGGACGCUUCAUGGUGGAUGAUCCCUUCACACCCGUUCCUGACCGUCGGAUCCUCUCCUCCUCCACCUCCACCACACCCCUCCGCACCCCUUCUCCCUCCCCCAACCUCCCUUCCCCCUACGUCACCCCCCGUCGCACCCCUGCUGCCCCAGCUGCUUCCCCAGCAGCAGGGGUGGGAGGGGCGCGGGGGUGGGGGGAACCGAAGGGGGAAGGGCGGGGGUUGAGUGCAGUGGCUGUGCUGGCAUCUGGCAGUGGUGGGGAGGGGGGGGGAGGUGGCGGAGGGGGGGUGUGGGAAGCAAAGGGGGAAGCGUGGCAAGGAAACCAGGAGAGGGAGAGCGAGAGAGGGGCAGGGAGGGAAGCAGGGAGGGAAACAGGGAGGGAAGCAGGGAGGGAGGCAGGGAGGGAUGCAGGGAGGGAGAGGGAGUGGGAGAGGGGAGGAAGGGGUGCUGCCCUCAUGCCGCCUCCUGCUGCCCUCCCGCUCUCGAGAAAGAAGGGAGGGGUGAGCAGGGGCGUGCCGGUGGGGGCAGGUGGCGAGAGGAGGGAGGUGCCCGAGGGGGGGGCAGGAGAGCAGGUGUAUGAGCCAACGUACUGCAUAUGCGGGCAGGUGUCUUUUGGAGACAUGAUCGCAUGCGAUAAUGCAAAUUGUGAGGGAGGCGAGUGGUUCCACUACGAGUGUCUGGGACUCAGCAUCGCCAUGCCCCGGAUCCACGACAAGUGGUUCUGCCCUCACUGCACCUCCCUACACAAGAAAGGCAUGCUGCACUUGCCACCUUAG